Molecule: messenger RNA, 1413 nt
Organism: Lolium perenne
Lineage: Eukaryota; Viridiplantae; Streptophyta; Magnoliopsida; Poales; Poaceae
Source: RefSeq, a predicted model, not a curated record
AUGACCGGUGGCGGUGACCGGCUAUCCGAACUCCCCGACGACCUCCUCCGUCGCGUUCUCCACUUCGCCCCGCUGAAGCAGGCCGCCUCCACCACCGCGCUCUCGCGGCGAUGGCGCGCGCCGCUCUGGCCCUCCUCGGGCGCCGUAAACCUCGAGAUGGACGCCGACCGCGCCCGCUUCUUCUCCGCGUCCCGGGCGGCGCUCGCCGUCGCCGACGUCCGCGUCACCAGGCUCACCCUGCACCUCGAAUCCAAGUCCACCAACUUGCUCUACACGCUCCCCGCCGACUCCCUGCCGCAGGAGACACUUCGGGUCCUGGAACUCACCCGCUGCAAGGGAUUCCUCUACAUGGAGGCCCUCGCGCUCCAGCGGCUGUCGUCCCUACGGCUGAGCCGUUGCUCUCAGCACCUAAGCUCCCUCCAACGCUUCAUCGACGCCGCGCCGGCGCUGGCGUCCGUCCGCCUGGAGGAUGUCCUCAUCGACGCAACAGACAAGGACAAGGACGACGCUAACCUUCCGUCGUCUCCAACUACCCGCCGCUUUGUAUGCCCGGCGGCCACCGUGCUCGUGCUGAACUAUUGCAAGUGGGAGGAGAAGAACCGGCGCGGCGACAUCUAUAGCGCAUGGUACUACCAUACGGUAACCGUGGAUGUCCUUGGCGUGGAGAUCAACGCACCGAGGCUGCGCCGCUUCAAGUACAAGGGGCUACUCCGGUCCUUCUCCUUCAGUACACGGCCGCCGGAUCUUGAACAAGUGGACCUGGAUUUUUCUGGGCCCGACUACAAGAGGAAGAAUCUGGAUCCAGACCCAGACCGUGACUUAGCAACCUUCUGGAGAUUCGUUGGGAACUUCAUUAGCACCAGAGAGAUGAGGUUGAGGGUGAACCAACUCGAGGAAAUCGCCGUCCUCAGCGAGGCAAGGCGGAUCGAGCUCCUGCCGGCGUUCCGCCGCCUCCAGCGUCUCGAGGUUCAAGGAGCUCCUUCCACCAAAGGCAAGUCUGCACCACUGGCCAUCUUGAUCCUGCUCCGCUGCUGUCCCGUGCUCUCUGCCCUCCGAAUCAACCUCGCCACAGAGAACCAAAAUGACGCCCAAAAUAAAGAAGGGGCACCCGACCCACGAAAUCCUCAAAAGGAAAUUCAGGUCGCUGCUUUGCUGGGUCCGAGCCACCAUUUCCAAUGCUUGCGGAGCUCCCUCAGCAGAGUAGCCUUGCGAUUCCGGGUAGAGAAGUCGGACUGCCUUGGCGUCAAGCUGAUAAAAUUCUUCGCGGAGAAUGCGAUGGUUCUUGAAGAAAUGCGUAUUGAUGGCGGGGAGGAAAAGUUUUGCGAGCACAUGAAUCCCAAGACUGAAAAGUGGAACUCGAAAAGGAGAAAGUUGGGGGCGACAAGUUUUGCGGUCUUACCUCUUAAGAGGUGA